Molecule: messenger RNA, 2002 nt
Organism: Drosophila rhopaloa
Lineage: Eukaryota; Metazoa; Arthropoda; Insecta; Diptera; Drosophilidae
Product: protein scylla
Exons: 2
Coding region: 505-1290 (261 amino acids)
Biological process (GO): negative regulation of signal transduction; regulation of TOR signaling; apoptotic process
Cellular component (GO): cytoplasm
Source: RefSeq, a predicted model, not a curated record
GUAGCUUCGAAAAAACACUGAAAAGAAAACACAGAUACAGACCUUGCCACGGGCCAGCAAAUCAAAUGAAGCAGCAGCAGAAACGUGCAUAGCCACUGCUAAAGUAAUACAUCCAAAAUUCAAUCAUUUAUACUGUUUCACGAAGAAUUCUAUGCUACUGACGUUAUAUUACUACUAAAAUUAAAAUUGCCAUCAAACAAAUGCAACGGACCAACGCCAUUUAAGUGAUACAACAAAACAAAUAAAAGUUUAAACAACAUAAGUGCUGUGAUUUCCACUACAAAACAACAACAACCAACCAACAAAUGUUAAUUUAAACUGCAACAAGAAGGAGAAAAAGCAAUCAGCAAGAAAACAAACAGCAAAUUGUGAUAAAUUAAAUAAUCUUAAUUAAUUAAUUGUACAAGUGAUAAAAAGGGCAAAAAGCCGUCGGAAAACUACGAGCGAACGAACGAACGACUUUCGAUUCGAUUCGACUUUCCACCAAACCACACAGAAAAACCAAUGAAAAUGGAUGUUAUCCCCGUGCAAAGCAUCUACGGCGGUAUUCUGGGAUCAAACAAAAUUAGAGAUUGGACCAUGGUUGCCGUCGAAGCGACUCUGAACGAUAUGUCCAGAAAGGGCAAGACCCUCGGAACAGGCAGCAGCAGCGCCACCGGCACCGCCACCGCCACCAGUAUUAAGCACAAGCAGCCGGCGGGCAACAACAACAACGUUGGCCAGAGCCAGAGCAAGAAGACGAAGCCCAGCGGCAGCUACAACAGCAACUACUAUUACGCGGACGAGGAGGAGGGCAGUCACGUUUCGCUUGAUCUCGACAUAAAGGCAGUGGAGGAGCUGUCCCUGCGACUCCUCGACGAACUGAGGGCGGCCAAGUCGCGGCAUUUGACCUGCACGGAAGUGUCGCUACCCUGUGAUCUCACGCCGAGCGUGGCCCGGGAAAUUAUCCGAGUGUCGGAGAAGGAGCCCUGCGGCAUCCGCGGCUGCACCAUCUACAUUGAGUUCGAGGAUGAGCCGAAGAACUCGCGUCGCAUCGCCUCGAUCAAAGUGGACCCGGACACGGUGUCGACUUUCGAAGUAUAUCUGACCCUCAGGCAGGAUCAUCGCGGCUGGACGUCCCUGUUGCCGCAGUUCAUGAAGAGUUUGGCCCGCACGAUCACCAUCAGUCCGGAGUACACGAUCACCAAGAACAAGUUGUAUUCCGCCGAUGGUUUGGGCGCACGCCGGAGCUAUAGUUUCGGCAGCCACGCCCACAGCCCCAGUGCGGCCAUCGCCACGCCCACAAAUUAAGGUGAUCUGCAAGAUCUGUCAGAUAUAUAUGCGUAUAUGUCUGCAAAAAAAUAUAAAAUAAAAAACACCACCCCUGUGAUGAUCGAGAGCAGUAGUUUGUUGCAGUUGAAGAGCAACAACGAAGCAAGUAUUCGAAGCCACCCCACCUACACCACACACACAUACACACACACACCUAAUACACACACACACACACACACAAUACACACCACACAUUAGGGUACGCCAACCACACUCUCAUACUAAUACUAUAUAUGGGACCGUAAGGCCCGAUUUUUGUAAUUGUGACUCUCACCACCAUUUUACUUAGAUGCGUAGUGCUAUAACAAAUAACUAGAGUUUUAAGUUGUUUCUCCUUUUUCAAAAACGCAAAAGCAAGAAAAACAAAAGGCGAGAAGAGCGGAAGAAAAGUAAAGAAAAACCAACAUGAAAUUCAAAGACGGCAGCCCCACGAUACCCAGAAUCAUAUUUCUGGGGCCUUCGCUUUGGGGCUCGCCGGUCGACAACUCAUGAAUAUGUGAUACUGUUUAAGAUGCUAAGAGUUUUUUGCCGGGUAGCCCAAAAUCCGGCAAAAGACGUUGAUAAAAUUACACAUUUAACACACACAAAAAAAACACACACGCCACACACCCCCCCAUACACAACAAAAAGAACAGAUUUUUUUAAAAAUUGUAUGCUAUAUAGUAAUAAACAAACAAACAAACCAACAAAA